AUGGCCGGCUCACGGGGCAUCGGCGUGGAAAGGCACAGCGGCGCAUCCGGUGCUCGGACGCGCAGCGGCAGUCGCCGGCGUAAGAUCCAGGCAGAGCUAGAGGCCCGCAACCGGAACUCCAAGGAAGUAUGGGAACUGCAGCAAGAGUUGUUGGCACACGGCGCGAGUCCACCGCUGAUGGACGCUGCUCGCCAGCUGUUGCAGGCAGAGCACUACAAAGCCAUUGUGGAGGAACGGUCGCUGGAUGGUUUGUGUGGGUACCCACCUUGCAACAAGCCUACCCAAGCACUGCCAGCCCACAAGCGAUGGUCAGUGAAUUACUCUUCUAGGGAGGUGGUCAGCACUGAGGAAAUCCGGAAGUAUUGCGGCCCUGAAUGCAGAAGGGAAAGCUACAAGUUCUGCACCAGCUUGCAGCCCGAUCCUGCAUAUCUUCGUCCGGAAUCUGCCGUGGUGCGUGCACAAGAAGCCAUUGCUGGCAGGCAGUUGCCACAGCAAGCCGGCAAGUCUGGCGGAGCAGCGUUUGCGGAGUCGGAUUCGAAGGAGCCGAAGGAAUCGCAAGCUCUUGCAGAAGAGACGCAAGAGCGAGUGUUGCCAAAAGUGCGGCCUCGAACAGUGGUUCGAUUCUCGCGAAGCAAGCAAAUCUACACGGUGCAAUGCCAUGAGUACGACGGUGGUGGUGCAUUGCCGGAUGUGGCCCCGGUCAAGGACGAAGCCGUCCACGAAUCUCGAGAUCCCGGUUCUACAGGCCUCCUGGGGUCAUCUGUGCGAGAGAGACCAACGGAUAUGGCCAAAGCAGAGCAGGAAGGGCCGCCGCGGACGGACUCCCGAGACGAGCCAGAUACGCUAUGUUCUGAUGCCAGUCUGGACCGUGUGGACGAAAGCAGUGAUGGGGACGACUUGUACGAUCACAGUGUGAAGCCCAACGGCAAGCCUGACCUGGCAUGGGUGAGGGCUUGGGGAACUCUGAGCACUUGGCUGAACGAGCCGGCUAGGACCAUCUUGACAGGUGGUGCAAUUCCAGAUGGCAUGCGGGAGGAAAGGCGGCCUGGACACAAGGGUCGGCGAGACCUUCUCGUCGAGCUGCUGACCUCCCGACUUCCUGGGGAGCUAUCCUUUCUUGCAGGGCAGCUGUAUGAGCUCGCAUCGUCUUUGUCGGUGCACCAGACGUUGCCCUCGGUGACGGAGCACCUUCUUUACGACCUCCUAGCAGCCAUCCUGAUUCGCCAGCUCUAUGACAGCAACACUGCAGGAGGCAUGCAGCCCGACAACUACGUCCUGGGUGUGUUGGAUCGUCAAACCAAGGAGGCAGCGAAGGCACUUGGCGUCACCAAGAAGGAGCUCGAAGUGCUGCAGGCACUUGUACGCACAGCUCCAACCUAG
Molecule: messenger RNA, 1380 nt
Organism: Symbiodinium natans
Lineage: Eukaryota; Dinophyceae; Suessiales; Symbiodiniaceae
Source: the annotation of a GenBank genome assembly